AUGCUUCAAGUAUUAUGUUGUCGCAAUGAAAAAAUUAUUGAAAAAACAGUACGUGCACUUACCAUUCCAGUACUUUUGCCAUUAAUUGAUUGUUUAAACAAAUAUCUUUAUCAAAGUGCAGAAAAAGGUCUUAUUGCAUCAAAAUGGUUACGAACUGUAUUAAGUACUCAUACAUCAUAUCUUAUGACAUGUCCGGAUAUAACAGAACGUCUAGGUCCCAUGUAUGAAUUAAUUGAAGCACGUACAAGACUUUAUCCAAAAUUAGCAAGACUUCAUGGAAAAUUAUCACUUAUUGCUUCACAAAUCAAUAAUCGUAACAAUGAAUUAUCAAAUAGUGAUGCAACUAUUUCAACAAAACCAUCGUUUAUUUUCGAAGAUGUAUCUGAUGAAGAUAUUGAUGGUGAUCAAACACAAGAUGAAUUAGUACCCAGUCCAUCAGAAUAUGAUGAAUACUCAGGUUUAUCUGACGAUCUUGAUCUUGGUAUACAAGAUAAUGAUGAUGAUGAAGAUGCAGAAGAAGAAGAAAUGAAUGAAAGUGAUGAUGAUCUCAACUUUGAAGGUAAUGGUCAUACGAACGGAAAUAAUAAUGAAAGUGAAGAUGAUGAUUCAUCAUAG
Messenger RNA from Adineta steineri, 615 nucleotides. The record is from the annotation of a GenBank genome assembly. NCBI's taxonomy places the organism in Eukaryota, Metazoa, Rotifera, Eurotatoria, Adinetida, Adinetidae.